Molecule: messenger RNA, 1921 nt
Organism: Anguilla rostrata (American eel)
Lineage: Eukaryota; Metazoa; Chordata; Actinopteri; Anguilliformes; Anguillidae
Product: histone H2B-like
Exons: 1
Coding region: 705-1208 (167 amino acids)
Cellular component (GO): nucleosome
Molecular function (GO): protein heterodimerization activity; DNA binding; structural constituent of chromatin
Source: RefSeq, a predicted model, not a curated record
UGCACACGUAGCCUAGCAGAUCCCCAAGCAGUUGUGCUGAAAUGCGUUCGGUUUGAGUGCAAGAAUGAAACGCCAACAAUUUUCCAUUCGAAUUUGUAUUCAUCGACGUAUUGGUAAGUCUUGUGGAUUAUUCCAACAACGCCUAAGACCCCAGAAGAAAAUUGGUUUAAACCAGCCUGAGUCGGUCACGAUAUGGUUUCAACACUUAGCCUAUGUUAUAUCAGCUGUUCAACCCAUAUACUCAACUAGUCCACCAGCAUGACCACCAUCUUACUCUACCGGCCCUUCCAGCUUUUAAACUGACUAGCUAGAAUUUAUGCAGAAUCGCGAGUGGAAUGUAAAGCUGGGAAGUCAAUGCAUAAAAACUUUUGUCAUAAAAUAAAAUGGCAAAUUCUGGACUGAAGUGGCAACAAAUGAUGCACACUGAAAGGUACUGUUAGUUGAAAAUCUCUUUUUGGAGUUUGUGUAGCCUGUUGCCGACACAGGCAAUUCACGUUUUAAGUUUCUUAAAGCAAAUUAUUUCUCAAAGGGAGAGUGUAAUGGACUUAAGAACUACAAUAAAAGUACAUAGAGAAAUUUAACAAUGGUAAAAUUAACGCUGGUUAAAAAGAAAAUGUUGGUGGGGGGGUCUUUUCUUCAGAAGACAGACGUUAUUCUUUUUACAAACCCGCCUUAUUGAACCAAUAGAUUUUGAAUAUAACAUCAUGGGCCAACAGCUUCCAAUGAAAAUUAUUUUGACGUCAUUAGCAACGAGGGCAUGCAAAUUUGCAUACAUCUCUGGCCAGACACUUAAACAACGACUCAGAACUACAUUCUGCCCACAUCAUUGCAAAAUGCCUGAAGCUGCCAAGUCAGCGCCCAAGAAGGGCUCUAAAAAAGCCGUGACGAAGACUGCUGCGAAAGGCGGAAAGAAGCGCAGAAAGAGCAGGAAGGAGAGCUACGCUAUCUACGUGUACAAGGUGUUGAAGCAAGUCCAUCCUGACACCGGCAUCUCUUCCAAAGCCAUGGGGAUCAUGAACUCGUUUGUCAACGAUAUUUUUGAGCGUAUUGCUGGUGAGUCUUCCCGUUUGGCUCACUACAACAAGCGAUCCACCAUCACUUCAAGGGAGAUUCAGACCGCCGUGCGCCUACUACUGCCGGGAGAGCUGGCCAAACACGCAGUGUCUGAGGGCACAAAGGCUGUCACUAAGUAUACCAGCUCUAAGUAAACUGUUGUGGAAUAGUUCUUGACCCAAAGGCUCUUUUAAGAGCCACCUACAUUAUCAAUAAGAGGCAAAAAUUAACAAACUAUUAUGUUUAUACUUUAAUGGAAUCGAUAGACGAUGGAAAACCCGGCCCUAGGUUUAAUGCGUGGCGAGGCUUCUAGGUAUUUUGAAAGGGUUUGUAAUGUAGCCGGAAAGCGUUCAUCGCUGACAUUAUGCAUAUACAAGUGGCUGUUCAAUAUUAUUGGGAUGGCAGGUAUGCCAUCCCGCCAAGUUACGCCUUGGCGGGGCAUGCCCCAUACCUAUACAGCACCGAGAGUUUGGUACUUUUCAGGGUUCACCACAGAAAUAACCACAAACACUCAGCCCUUAAAAACAUUAAAUUCUGUACAUUCUGACCCCAUUUCAACUUCACAUGUCCACACAAUAAAGCCCCAGUCUAAGGGGAUUUUGCGUUUUCUCCUCUUUUUUAUUCUUCCUGCCGCCUAUCCCACUAACAACAUGUCUCCCCAUUGGACAUUUUACUGACACCAGCCAAAUCUUCACCUACACGACCCAAUCAAAAACUCACAUACACACACAAAAUACCCAUACCUUUUUAUUCUGGAACAUUUCCAGUUUAAACAGCUAGUCUGCUGUGGCCUAGUGGGCAGUGUGGGGAACCUUGAAAAGUGUCAAACUCUCGGUGCUGUAUAGGUAUGGGGCAUGCCCCCGCCAAG